Mobula hypostoma (lesser devil ray) is the source of this 2319-nucleotide messenger RNA. RefSeq names its product tropomyosin 1 (alpha) (gene tpm1). The coding region runs from base 166 to 1146 and encodes 326 amino acids. Lineage: Eukaryota; Metazoa; Chordata; Chondrichthyes; Myliobatiformes; Myliobatidae. Gene Ontology annotation, molecular function: actin filament binding. The record is from RefSeq and is a predicted model, not a curated record. Gene Ontology annotation, cellular component: actin filament. Gene Ontology annotation, biological process: muscle contraction; actin filament organization. The transcript has 10 exons.
UCUGAGGCCAGAAGAGAUCUGGUGCACUUCUGCCGAGCUCUGAGACCGGCAUCGGCUCUCUGUCUGCCUCUCCCCCUCUCAGCCUCUCUGCACCUUCUCUCCGUCUUCCAGUGUCCCCUUGCUGUUCUCUCUUUCCUUGGCAAAGCACCGCCACACACAGCAAUCAUGGAGGCCAUAAAGAAAAAGAUGCAGAUGUUGAAGCUGGACAAGGAGAAUGCCUUGGACCGCGCCGAGCAAGCAGAGGCAGACAAGAAGGCAGCCGAGGACCGAAGCAAGCAGUUUGAGGAGGAAUCCAUCCAACUCGAGAAGCAAUUGCGAACGGUGGAGGACGAGCGAGAUAAGUUUUUGGAGGAUUUCAACAAGGCGGAGGAGCGGCAGCUGGCGGCGGAGGAGAACGCCGCGAAGCUGGAGGAUGAACUGGUGUUACUGCAGAAGAAGCUGAAGCAGACUGAGGAUGAGCUCGACAAAUACUCGGAAGCUCUGAAAGAUGCUCAGGAGAAACUGGAGCUGGCUGAGAAGAAAGCUACCGAUGCUGAAGCUGAUGUCGCCUCUCUGAACAGACGCAUCCAGCUGGUUGAGGAGGAGCUGGACAGGGCCCAGGAACGUCUGGCUACGGCUUUGCAGAAACUGGAGGAAGCUGAGAAGGCUGCAGAUGAGAGUGAAAGAGGGAUGAAAGUUAUUGAGAACAGAGCCCAGAAAGACGAGGAAAAGAUGGAACUGCAGGAGAUCCAGCUUAAGGAGGCUAAACAUAUUGCAGAGGAGGCUGACCGCAAAUAUGAAGAGGUUGCCCGUAAACUGGUCAUCAUUGAGAGUGACUUGGAGAGGACUGAGGAGCGAGCUGAGCUCUCUGAAUCUAAAUCUGCUGAGCUUGAAGAAGAGUUGAAAACUGUGACCAACAACCUUAAGUCACUGGAGGCUCAGGCUGAGAAGUACUCACAAAAGGAAGACAAGUAUGAGGAGGAGAUAAAAAUCCUGAGUGACAAACUGAAAGAGGCUGAAACCCGUGCUGAAUUUGCAGAGAGGACUGUUGCCAAGUUGGAAAAAUCCAUCGAUGACUUGGAAGAGAAAUUGGCACAAGCCAAAGAAGAAAAUCUCAACAUGCAUCAGAUGCUCGAUCAAACUCUGCAGGAGCUUAAUAAUUUGUGAACGGCUUAGAUUUGCUUCGAACAGGUUGCCUGCCCCAUGUUGCCAAAGCCUUUACUUGAGAACAAGUUCACUCUGCUUUUACGUGGAUGUUUGGGAAAGGGCCAGGCAGCCUGGAAUCAGAUUAACUUGAUGAAUGAUGAACCAUUUGAUGAUAACACUACUGCCCAGUUGAAUAUAUUCCAAAUCAAAAACCUGCACUAUCCCAUGAUUGUUACACAUUAAGAAACUCUCCCAGCUGUUUUCAAAAGUAUUGUAAUUUACAGGCUGUUCAUAUUAAAAAAAAAUCCUCUUUGCAACUUCCUUUUUUCAAAGUUUGCCUCCACCCUCACCACCCCGUUAUUUUCCAGAAAUUAUUUUUAAAACCUUACUGAAUACCUUCACCCCUGCAUUAUGUUUCUUUUGCUGCUUAAGAUUUUUUUUUGUGGACAGCCAUUGUAUUGGCGACCAAAUAAUGAGGGAUAGGGAACAACACUUUGCACCCACUGGGUUUUUAAAUGCUUGCAGCUUUCCUUUUGGAGGGAAGAAGAGGAAAAAUGAAUGUUUUAUUUAUAGGUAUGCAUACUGCAGCCUAGCAUAUUGCCUGCUUUGUAACAAACCAUACAGCUGACCCAUUCCCAGGUCAUUCAAAUGUCUGAAUUGUAAUCCUCUUUCCAUUCAUCUUUCCCCAAAGAGGUUAGAAGUAAUUUUUUUAAUGUGUUGAAAUUAAUUCACCAUUCCAUAUCUUAAAUACAAGCAUCAUUGAGCUCUCCACAAAAAUUACUGAAGGAAGGGAUGUAGAUGGUAACACAAAAAGCAGAUUGUUGGAAUAUAUUUGAUAAAUCCAGCACUUUGCUUACAAGCUGAGUGGUGGACAAACAAAAAUAUUUGUUAUGAUGUAGUAAUUAUUAAUGGAGUGUCUCUGUGCCAACAUUGGUUGAUUUUUAUCUGUGACCGGUUAAGAUCAUAAACAUGAAUACAAUAAAAUUACAAAAUGAAUUGCCUUUUCUCUUUAUAUACUCUUGAAUGUUGUACAAAAUGUAUGAAAGAAAAAAAUCAGAAGACUAUUUUAUUGCAAAAGGCAAUAAUGAAUAGAACAUUCUGGUACUUCUUCCCUGUGCACGCUUAAUUGUGAAUUGGUUUAACAAUAUAUCUAUCUGUAAACUUUAUUAUGGUAAUAAACACACACUCAUGAGA